AUGACUUCUGUUGACGAGAUCGCAGAGGACAAGGGUGAAACAGAAUGGAUAGCUUGGAAAGAUAGAGUUCUGGAUUCCAUGGAUGAAAUAGCUACUUUCGUCGCUCACCGUCGCCAGGGUGGUGAUCCCGACAGGAUUGUACACUAUUAUCGGGGCUCCUUUAAUAUAUGCAUUCAUAUUAAAUUUAAAGAUACUUUCCCUGAUGCUGUAAUCCGGUUUACUAAAGCUGGUGUCACAGCUUUGAGGGAUGAAAAGGUGGAGAAAGAGAUCGAGGGAAUACAUUUGUCAGACAUCUUGAAGAAGCCGACCGCGAACAGGGAAGAAAAGGAAAUUCCGAACCCUGAUGUCCAUGACACCACAUUGAACAUUGUGUACCGUCAGAUAGCCGAUUUCACGCUUCAACUUUACAACCUCGAUUUCACUCACAUCGGAGCUAUAUCGGAAGUCGUUGAAGGCGCAAAUACAUGGGCCGUCACUGGAAGGCCCUUGACACAUAAUAUGAAUGAACUGGCCACAUCCACGGGGUAUCCAAUUAACCGAUUCCCUACGGAGCGCUUUUCAUCUGCGAAUGAAUACUUCAAGAGUCUUGCAGACAAACACUUGGUCCACCUCCACACCCAGCGCAACCUCACCUCUGAUCCUAAGGAUGCUAGGAGGCGGUAUAUUGCGCGCCAUCUCUUUCAGCAGCUAGCGGCAAGAAACUGUAUCAAUGAGAACGGCCCCUUCAAGUUUUUUUGCGAUGAUCUCCGACCUGCUAACAUUCUGGUGAACAGUGAAACGCUCCAGAUCACUGCAGUCCUUGAGCUGGAGUUCACAAACGCUAUGCCCACACAGUUCGCUUACGAUCCACCCUGGUGGCUAUUGUUGGUAGGCCCUGAUACGUGGCUGGAGCGAGGCUACACCAUGGAAGAUUUUGUGGCUCAGUAUACACCUAGAUUGAAACAGUUUCUAUACGCCCUUGAGCAGAUAGAAGCUGAGAAGUGUAGGAAAAAGUCCAAUGUACAGCGCAUUUCCAAGUUAAUGCGCAACUCUUGGACGAGCGGAGAGUCCUGGUUCAAUUUCGCAGCUAGAAAGAGCUUGGAUGUGGACGCCAUCUUCUAUCACCAGUUACACAUGAUUUAUUAUGGGGGUAAAGCUAAUGUCGACUUGCUUGACGACAAGGUACGAGAAGGCUUAGAGUCAUUUGUACGGAUGAAGAUGGAGCAGAAGGCGGCCUAG
Molecule: messenger RNA, 1218 nt
Organism: Histoplasma capsulatum G186AR
Lineage: Eukaryota; Fungi; Ascomycota; Eurotiomycetes; Onygenales; Ajellomycetaceae
Product: phosphotransferase enzyme family protein
Exons: 2
Coding region: 1-1218 (405 amino acids)
Source: RefSeq, a predicted model, not a curated record